GGUGGGACCACAUAUCCCAUUCCACCGAAGCAACCACGACUUCUGGUUAGGUCUAUGAAUAAGGAUUUCCUGUUGGAUUGCUGAGUCGCGUUAUUUUAGACAAAGCUUGCAAAAUCAUCUUUUCCGAGAGAUCUGAUGUCUUAAAUAGUUUAUAACUGUAGUGUGCGGUCUUAACGGAGUUGUAUCCGCAAGAAACGUUAGCUUUCAAGACAUUCUUUAAGUAGCCAGCUAACCUAACUUAGCUAUCGUUAGUCUGUCAAAAAUGUCAGAGCCGACGGUCGCAGAUACUCGCCGGUUAAACUCAAAACCUCAGGAUCUUACGGACGCCUAUGGUCCACCCAGUAACUUUCUUGAAAUCGACGUUUAUGAUCCUCAAACCGUUGGUGUUGGACGAAACCGUUUUACCACGUACGAGGUCCGAAUGAAGACAAACCUCCCAAUUUUUAAGAUGAAGGAGUCAUCUGUGCGAAGACGAUACAGUGACUUCGAGUGGCUGAAAAAUGAACUCGAACGAGACAGUAAGAUUGUUGUGCCUCCCUUGCCAGGGAAAGCCUUGAAGAGACAGCUACCCUUCCGUGGAGAUGAGGGUAUAUUUGAAGAGUCCUUCAUUGAGGAGCGAAGAGUUGGCCUUGAGCAGUUCAUCAACAGAAUUGCAGGGCACCCCCUGGCCCAGAACGAGCGCUGCCUACAUAUGUUUCUUCAGGAUGAGGCUAUUGACAGGAACUACAUCCCAGGAAAAGUAGGAAAUUAACUGUGUAUUUCAUUCAUUUAUUUAUUUUCUUUGUUUGUUUUUGUCCAUUUCUGCCCCUUUUUUCGGGAACAACUGAUCUGUCCAUAUCUGCAAGUCUGUCUGCUGUGUUGUGCAGUCAGUUCGUACUGCACUGCAGGACUUUAACAUUUUUGACACUUUUUGUGUCCAUUCUGGGUAUCCUUGAUUAACCCUUGCCCUGCCACAGUAAGCCAGUUCAUGUUUUUUUACGAGCACACAGAAUUGGUUAGGUGACCUUGGUCAGGCUACCGGUCUGAGAUUAUUGGCUCUCUGUUAAUGAAUGCGGAAACUCAAGCUAGUCACCUCUGUAACCUGCUGUAGGAUGAAGGAAGCCAAGUUACAAAUGCAUGCAAAUGUUACUACACAUCAGAGUUUUCUUUCUUAUGAAUUACUACUUCAUUUUUGGGGGGUGCAAAGUGAUUCGGUUUCGGUACAUGAGAUGGUUUCUGUUACAGACAGUGAUCUCAAAGAGAAAAAAAUAAAUGUUGUAUUUCUUUCUCUUUCUUCAUGUGAACAUGAAUGAUAAUAUACCAUUUAUUAUAGGCUAGUUUAUGCUUUUUUGUCCGCACAGCCUCAGUGUUGAGGUCUCCUUUACCUUGACACAGGUAACUGAGUGUGACGAUAUAAUAUUCUAGCAUAGAACCGAGCUAUAUAAGCCAUCUCUCUGACUCAUACCAAUAUAUUUCCAACCCUUAUAUUUCCCUUGAGGAAGCACAGACAUAUUUUCCAACCUUUUUCAGAUUUUGUACACAAAUGCUGCCCCCGCCAUCUAUGGAGCCAGCUACUAUUCCGCCCAGAAAUGUACCCUCCUGCUGACUUAACGUCCACAGCAGUGCACACUGCUCUGUUAUGUAAUUGGCUUAUUCCCUGUUGAGUCACUGCAGAAGCUCAGUGUUGAUGUGACUGAUGGAGGGUUUUUUUCUCCAGAAGGUGGAUGGCUUAAUCAAGCCUGUUUUAAUCCUCACACAUAUGUUUCAAAGCCAAGACAUGACUCGACUGAGAUAUGAACUGUUUUAUUUUUUCCAUCUCACUAUAGAAAUAUGUGCCAAGUUUAAAUGAGUGUUCGGCAACUGCCUAACACUUUUGGAGAUGCUCAUUUCUAAAUCAUGUUUUGAUUUAUUUAAGCCAUUUGUUUUGCUCUCCUCCGGGGUCAGUGAGAUUGUGCCUCACUCAUCUACUGGUAAAAUAAAUUGACAAUGUAUCAUAAAAUGUGCACUGUUGAGAUGAAGAGCAACAAGCGUCUGACACCAUGACUUUGUGUAUUUUGUCUCCUUCUCUUAGGUAUGAAAUGAAGUAAGUUUAUUUUCCUUACCAUUUGUCUCUCUCAUAAAAGUCUUAACCGCAUUCUUAAGAGGUGGGUGGGAUGGGAUGGUCUGAUCCAGGUCCUUGCAUGUCUUCUGAAAUCUUCAUUAGUACAACAGAACUGCUGGGCACUUAAUAUAUAUCACAUCUUCACUGUCCACCGCAGUGUCCACUCACCUGUCACGGUUGCCACAUUUUGUAACCAUUCCUCCCCAUCCCCCACCAACCUCCUUGCUUAAAAGGAUCACUAAUAAUACAUGCCAUGGUGAAUGUGCCAGGUUGCAUGAUGAGACUGCACGCUUUUAGUUCCACUUUUACAUCAGUCACUCGCCACUCACACCAGCAGUGUGUGUGUUUCUUCUCUUCAUGCUAACUCUUCACUUGCAUCUUCCUAUGUAUAUUGUGUUCUCUAAGGUGGCACUUUUAUAGUAUAGUAGGCUGGGCAGCAGAUUGUCUGGUUUGAGUCUGCGUUUUCACUCAUCUACUAUUUGUGUCUUUACAUCACUGCUGUCUGUCCCCGUACUAUUUUACAGAAGUGCUACCUUGCGAUGUACAGAAAACACUGGUUUCCUAAAUAUGGAUUAAGCCUAGUCCUAGACUGAAAGUCAUCUCCAUGGACAAAUGCUUUUAGUCAUAGACUAGGCUUAAUCCAUGUAUAGGAAAAAAAGGGAAGUGCAAGUAAAGGGAGAAAUCCGUUGAGGAAAGGGAUGCUGUCCCUUUUGUCAAAGUCUACCCUGUCUCUGUCUGGCUGUUGUCCAAAAAUCUUUUUAUUUAAAUACUAUUUUACAAGAUCAUCAAAUCUCAUUUUACAUUAUUUGAUUGUCAAACAAAGCACUUAUCCCUGAUCGUGAAACUACCCAUUUAGUGUGCCACCGAUACCCAAAGAUUGUAGCUAAAGGCAAUCGCAAUACAGCAGUGUUUUAUGUGCAAUGAAUUGUAUUAACCGACUAGUGGAAUGGAAUAGGCUACAUUUGAGAUGUGUUCCUUUGGUCGGGCUUGUAAGCAUCUGUUCAUUUUCCGUCGUCGAUAGCUUAGAUCUGGCGAACUUGUGAUUACCGAAGAUACUGCAUGCAGAUCAACUAGCUUGCACUUUUUUCUUCCCUGUUGUUGGGGAAGCAAGAGCGUCCAUCUUAUUGUCCUUUUAGAUGGGUUAGUGCGCAGUAACAGUUUGCAGUUGAUCUUUAGGAUUGAGACAGUUACUACCGGUAGUUUCAUUAUUACGGUUCUUAGGUUCUUCCGAUGACUUUAUCUCUCGGUAAGAUUUUCAGCAGUGGUAUAAAGUGGACGUAGGCAUGUUGCAUGUUGAAUUACAUUUGAGAUUUGAGCAAAUUGAACAAGUUAAAUUAUCACGAAUGUCAGAUUGAUCUCAGAUUAUCUAAAAAGUCAAGGUUAGUGCAGAAUAGGCAAUUCAAACUAUGUAGAUGUCACAGAAAAUAGCAUUUCACCUCAUUUUUGUUACUACAUAGACAUAGCAACCAAACUAUGUCUUUGCUAUUGUUGCAAUUGCUGAAUUAAAUUAACCAAAUACAAAUUCAGCAAUUGCACCUGCAAGCAAAAUCUCUCUCUUUCUUGUCUUAGAUCUUGCAUGGUUGUGUGUGUGUGUGUAGUGGGCUAGAAGAAUAUUACGGUGUUGAAGCAGCUCUGUUUCUGUGUGGUAUUGAUGUGCUUGGUACAGUACGGUGUGUUUCUGUUGUCCCUGACAUCUCUGCCCCCUCCCUACAGACGCCAGAGAGGAAGAGAGGUCUGGUGGCACCCCCACACCGUCCCUCGUGAUCCCCCGCUCUGCCAUCACCACAGGCCCGGGAAGCACACACGCUCACACACACACACACACACACACACACACACACAUAAGCAUACACAUACACACACCUCUGGCUUAUUUCAUAAAGGCCCAGCUUUCGCUGAUUACCCUACCAGCAUUCUCUAUUCUGUACAUACCGUUGUCCUCCUCUUGAGCAAGACGGCACCAGUGCACUGUGUGUGUGUGUAUGUAUGUGUAUGUGUGUGUGUGUGUGUGUGUGUGUAAGAGAGAGUGAGUGAAAGGGAACCCAGAACACUUCUGGAAGUAAAAAAAACUGGUGCACUGCUGCUUCAAAAUGGCCAAGAAAAGAAUUGAAAGCGUUUGCUUGAUCGCUGGGGAACAUUAGGAUGGAAUAUGACUGCUGCUUGGCCCAUCUCCUCCCUGAAUUCUUUUGUUUUCACUUCAGCCAUCAAAGGUUAAGUGUCAGUUACCACAAUCAUGGCAGUGGGUCAUGUUUUUUUAGCAUACAUCAAUCAGUCUGGGGCAUGUGACAUUAUAAUACACAUUUCCCCUUCUGAUCUCCACUUUCCAAAUGCUCCCCUCACCCCCACUCCCACAAGCAAACUAAAAGAAACUUCAGCCACUACUAUUGAUGCAACUUGAAAUUCUCGUACAGAAAACAAGUUUGUUGCAUCACAGUUUUUGUUAUACUGAAAUGAACACUUUCCCCAUUUGUGUCUGUCUGCUUUCACACAGAGUGAUGUUUCAUUCAGUAAAAACAAAUAUCAUUUCUUCACCUCAACAGUGAUUUUACGGUGUGUUCCGGUUGCAUCUCUAAAUGAUCUGGGUAUUUUGUCAUUCCAUUGGCAUUAAUGCUUAUCUUGCUGUCUAUGGAGCAUUUUUAUUUGUACAUUCCUAUACUCUUGCCGCUGUCAUUAAUAAUUCCCCAACACCAUUUAUACACCAUGACAGAAUGUAGCAAUGGAGGGUGAGAGGUUUGAAGACCCCACUAAAAUGGACAAUGUCUUCCUGUAAGCCAACAUUCCAUGUAUUAUCUGCAAGCAACCUCCUCUUUAUGUUUUAUACCAAGGCUAGCCAUGAUAUGUUUGUCCUUUUUUCUUACUUUCUUUUUUUUUUUUUUUUUUUUUAAGCAUCUAAUGUGUGCGUCUUUGACAUCCCAGCUUUUGUAAGUGCUGUCCAGAAUGUAUGGUUAUCUUACAUGCUUUCAUGCUGUAUAAAAUCACUGUGAAUAGAAUAUCCACUGUAUUCAAAAAAGUAAAAGUAAAAAAAAAAAAACAGCUUGUAUCUGUUGGGCCUGUUUGUUUAAAUUUGGUUAAUUUCUCCAUCUUCAUGGCUGUAUACUCUGAAUUAUACAGGUGAACUUUUUAUUUUCAUACAAAUCGCCUUGUGGUUUCUAUCCAUCAUUAAAGUUGCCUCUGCCUGCUUACCCAA
Messenger RNA from Sardina pilchardus (European sardine), 5267 nucleotides. Its product is annotated as sorting nexin-12. NCBI's taxonomy places the organism in Eukaryota, Metazoa, Chordata, Actinopteri, Clupeiformes, Clupeidae. The record is from RefSeq and is a predicted model, not a curated record. Gene Ontology annotation, molecular function: phosphatidylinositol-3-phosphate binding. Gene Ontology annotation, cellular component: early endosome membrane; retromer complex. Gene Ontology annotation, biological process: late endosome to Golgi transport; endocytic recycling. The transcript is spliced from 4 exons. The coding region runs from base 263 to 751 and encodes 162 amino acids.